This is a messenger RNA of Thelazia callipaeda (thelaziosis nematode), 1275 nucleotides long. NCBI's taxonomy places the organism in Eukaryota, Metazoa, Nematoda, Chromadorea, Rhabditida, Thelaziidae. The record is from the annotation of a GenBank genome assembly.
AUGCUAUUAUUGAGGUUUUUUUUAGUUGCUUCAAGCUAUAAAAUAAUAAUAAUUGGUGGCGGUACAGGAGGUUGUUCAUUAUCGCAUCGGUUUCACAAAUUGGUACCCAAAGGUCAAAUAGCAGUAAUUGAGCCCUCGCAGGAACACCAUUACCAACCAGGUUAUACACUUGUUGGAGGAAAUCUGUACACUUUGCCACAGUGUAUCAAACCCAUGAAAGCAGUUUUGCAUCGUGACAAUGUUUGGAUCAAUCAGUCAGUAGCAAAAAUCAAUGCUAACGAUAACUUCAUUACUUUGAAUGAUGGAACAAAGAUAAGUUAUGAACUGCUACUGGUAGCAGCUGGAAUUGAACUUCGAUUUGAUAUGAUCGGAAAUUUAGCUCAAGCAAUGUUUGACCCAAAUAUAUGCAGCAUUUAUCGAGCUGACUUAGCUCAGAAAACUCAAAAAGUUCUACAGUUAUUUGAUAGAGGUGAAGCAAUAUUCACCCUUCCUAAUACGCCAGUUAAAUGUACUGGUGCUGCGCAGAAGAUUUGUUAUUUGGCUGAUGAAAUAUUUCGUCAGCGAGGUGUUCGUGAUCAGAUUCAUUUAACUUUUAAUACACCCUUAUCUGAUAUAUUUGAUGUACCAAAAUAUGCCAGAGUACUUAAUGAGAUUGUCAAAAACAAAUCAAUCGAACUGAAACUAUUUCGAAACCUAAAGUCAGUUGACAUCACCAAACGUGAAGCAACAUUUGAAGUAAUUGGUACAGAUGCCAAACCAACAGGACAAAUAGAAGUUCAAAAGUUUGAUUUGCUGCAUGUAACUCCACCAUGCUUACCACCUCAAGUGUUACGUAACUCACCAGAUAUAACAAAUGCUGCAAAUUUUUUGGAUGUGAAUCCGAAAUCACUGCAACAUGUAAAAUAUGCUAAUAUUUUUGGUAUUGGUGAUUGCAUUGGAUCGCCAAAUAAGAAAACAGCCGCAGCUUUAUUUACACAAAUGAGGACACUGAGCAAAAAUAUCCCAAGAUUUCUCGAAAAGAAGCCAAUAUUGGAAACGUACGAUUGCUAUUCAUCAUGUCCUAUCAUUGUCAGUUUUCGACACGUCGUUCUAGCUGAAUUCACUCCAAAAGGACCACUUGAAACUUUGCCCAUCAAUCAAGCUAAACCACGAUUUAUUUCAUUUUUAAUGAAAAGGUAUUUGCUACCUUGGAUAUACUGGACCCUUGGUAUCAAAGGACAUUGGUUAGGACCCACAGUUAUACGAAAAAUUAUUCAUCUUGGAGCCAGUAAGUAG